Capronia epimyces CBS 606.96 is the source of this 591-nucleotide messenger RNA. RefSeq lists its product as uncharacterized. Bases 1 to 591 code for a protein of 196 amino acids. NCBI's taxonomy places the organism in Eukaryota, Fungi, Ascomycota, Eurotiomycetes, Chaetothyriales, Herpotrichiellaceae. Gene Ontology annotation, biological process: mycotoxin biosynthetic process. The record is from RefSeq and is a predicted model, not a curated record. The transcript has 4 exons.
AUGGUCAGAUCGUCGACUCUCAAACAUGUCCGCGACUUCUCUGCUUGGUCUCCCGCCGCGACGGCAAUUCAGUACCAGUCGGUCAAAUACAACAUCUCGACGAAAGGAAAUCGGUUUGUCGGCGCCGGUCCGAAGGUCGACCAAGCCUGGCGCGAAAUUUCCUACGAUAUGGGUGAUCAAUGGAUCUCCAAAGCCGAUAUUCGGAAACUCGGCAUGCCCGAGACCUCGCUGAAGGUCCAUCACCCUCAGACGGGCGAGGAUGGAUAUCGUGUGGGCAUGGAGGCUUUCCACCAGCUUCACUGCAUUAAUUUGUUGCGAAGGGUCACGUACAAGGAAUACUACGAACCCUUGGGCGGGGAGUUUGGCAAGGGCCCGGAGGAAUUGCAGAAACAUACAGAUCACUGUAUUGAGGUUCUCCGCCUCAACACACAGUGCAAUGCCGACAUCGGUCUGUUUACAUUCUACAUGAUUGACGGAGAUCCUCUGGCCUGGCCGGAACUCAAUUCAAACCACGUCUGCCGGAAUUUCGACCGAGUUCGACAAUGGGCGACUGAGCACUCGGUCGGAAACAUGGAAAUCUUGUCGAGUUGA